Messenger RNA from Uranotaenia lowii, 1975 nucleotides. RefSeq names its product CCR4-NOT transcription complex subunit 10 (gene Not10). The transcript is spliced from 3 exons. Gene Ontology annotation, biological process: negative regulation of translation; mRNA catabolic process. Gene Ontology annotation, cellular component: CCR4-NOT complex. Gene Ontology annotation, molecular function: protein binding. NCBI's taxonomy places the organism in Eukaryota, Metazoa, Arthropoda, Insecta, Diptera, Culicidae. The record is from RefSeq and is a predicted model, not a curated record. The coding region runs from base 80 to 1975 and encodes 631 amino acids.
AAAACCGAUCAAAAGUUUGUGAUUUCGCGAAAUAAUUUUUCUUAAAAAUUGUUAAUUUUCUCGUUCGCGUUACUUUAAAAUGACGGAUUCUGCGGGUGAAAGUAAACUGAAAACAUCCGACCAUGAGCGAGAGCUGGAAGUAAUCGCUUUCAACGAGUUUCAAAAAGCGGACUACCGGGCCUGCCAGCAAACGUUGGCAAAGUUGCGCAAAACUCAGGAUGGAAACCCAAAAGUGAUACACAACCGAGCCGUGGUAGAUUUCUAUCUCAGCGAUCUGUGCCGGUACGAUCAGUUCCGAAAGACCAUGAUCCAGAUAACGGAACUGAUAGGUGACAUUGGCAACGUGGAAGUACGCAAUCCGGAACUGGCAUCGGCCUACGUGAACCAGGCUAUUGUGCUGUAUCAUUUCCGGCAACCGUUGGCUGCCCUCCGGAUUAUGUUGGCGGUACUGGAACGCUUCGAUCAGCUGGACGAUUAUCUUCUGAGGAAGGGAGGCAUUUUUGCCGUACAGUUGCUUCUGGACACCAAUCAACCGAAAAAAGCGGCCGGAUUACUAGGAAUGUUGCAGGCCAGGUUGAACAUAAGGGUUCAGGAGAUUCUAAACUCGGAAGACGAAGAGGAACGAGUGGUGGAUAACGAGAGCCGGAAGGACAUAUCCGAGAUUCAAUUCGAAGAAUUUCGUAAGCAGUACCGGUUGAUUCUGAUUCGAUCGAACUUACUCAAUGGGAAAAAGAACUUUUCUAUUCCAAGCGAUGAAACGGCGGAUUCUUCAAUUUUGAAAGGCCAUCAGUACUAUCUGGGAAAUGAUUACCAGAUGGCGGCCAAGGAACUGUCUCGUCGAUUCGUUAACGAACCGGUACGAGUUUUGACGCAAGGUGAAGAUCAAAAUACCUGUCUGGCCAACAAUAUGGGAUUGAUUCAUUUUGCCGUUAAGCAUUAUGCGUUGGCCGCCAGAUUCUUCCAACAGGCUCUGUUGUUCGAUCAGAGCGCUACCGACAACAAUUCUACUGAAAAAGUGGAAGGUUCUCCGCUGUAUUGUGUUGGUGCUACGAAAAGGCCUGAAAUUCUCUACAACCAUGGCAUUACUUUGUUGUAUCAACAAAGACCGAAAGAAGCAUUCGAAUGUCUUUUGGUCGUUUUGAAUUCUUACCAUAACAAUCCAAGGCUAUGGCUACGUCUGGCUGAAUGCUGCAUUAUGGUACACCAACAAACGCAAAAAGAACAACUCAAAAAUCCAGCUACCGUAGUUUUUCAUAGGAAAUAUCUUCAGAAAAGACCGUUCAACAGCGAAGAACAAUCGGCGGCCAUCCCUGGAACGAGUUUAGAAUUCGCCUCUCUAUGCUUGCGAAAUGCUGUUACGCUUGUUGAAUAUCACCUGGAAGUAAUGGUCAAACAAAUGGAAGCAGCCGAAAAACCAGUGCCCUGGGACAAAGUUUACGAAGGAGUUCCCUGCAACCCAUCGAAACCGAUGAAACAGGCUGGCCUAGAGAAACUCCGGAUAGCUGUCCUUAGUGCCUAUAGCUACGUUCUGCUUUCCCUCGGUGAAUAUACUUUGGCCCUGCGCUACGCCAAAGAAACCUUAACCAUCCCCAAUCUUCCGGAAACGCACCAAACCUUAGCCACUCUUUACUGUGCCGAAGCCUUGCUCUUCCUGGAUCGCAUCCCGGAAGCGCUGGUUUACCUGGAUCCAAAGUUGAUGCAGGAGUUCAAGGGGGAAGAUUUUGUGACCCGUGGAUCCCCGAACUGGAAUGUAAACUCGCUAGAAGCGGCCCAAGCAGUGAUGCAUUACAAUCUGGCGGUAACGCUGUGUGCGAUCGGGGAUUUUGAGAAGGCUAAAAUGUACAUGAAGGCUUGCAGUAGCCAUCCGGUGGUGCUGCCGCAUCUAAAAAUGCUCAAAAUCUACGCCGAAUUGGUGUUCGGUAAUGUGGAGAAAGCUAAGAUGUUGGCCCGAUACGAUACGCCGCAUUUGGUGUAG